AUGUGUCUGCACGCCAAAGGACAGCAGCUGAGUUGUCUCGCCCUGAAGGAGCCGGUCUCGAUCAUAGCCAGUGACAGAGUGAUCAAGAAGCUUGAAAUGUCCAUCCUGUCAAGGGUCCGAGAGUGGGUGAGGAUAACAAGAGGCAGCAGGUACCGUACUGUAUGUUGGUUACAGGUGCAGCACUGAGGUCUCUUGAAGACUGCUCUUCACUGGCCCAAAAGUCAGGCAUUAUAUUCUAAUAACUCUAAUCAUGGUAACGAUUUGUCUUGAGAUGGACAUUGGUUUGUGGCUGUUCAAUAUUCACUGAAGUUUGAAUCAGAUGCUGGGAAGUCUUUGAUUAGUGUGAGGAGAGCAGGUGGUUAUUGUAUUUCAGGUAUUGGAUUGAGUUGACAAUGUUCUUACCACUCCAGACCAUUUGCAUACAGCAUACUGUAUGUAAUAUGCUGUGCCAUAUGGAGGUGGGAGUCAUGCUUGGACUAAGCCAUGAUGUAGGUAAAUAAUGAUGUGAUGUCAUAAUAAUCCCAUAGUUUCCACCUCCUCAGCACUAUAUUCUCCUGGUAGGUAAUCUCGUCCCCAGGCUAAUAGCCCAAGAGUCUGGUGAAUGACUUUACUCUCCUGGAGAGAGCAUAUGGAAAUGCCUGUUAUUGUUUUUCUGUCUCUAUCUGUAGUGGCAUGAAAGGAAGCCUUUCCUUUUAAGAAAGCAACAGAACUUCCUGGAGGAGUAACCAACCAGAGCUGUUUUUGAAGCCAGUGGUGGCAGGGUGUGGACUGUGGAGUUCUACAGUAUAGAUACAGAUCCUAACCACAAACACAUAUGGGUGUGCUGUGGAGCCGAACUGCAUUGGUGGAGAGAAGUUUGGUUCUGUAUACCAACAUGACAAGGUAUUUCUACAGUCCAUGUCAUUGGUCUGGUGUAGGGCUGUGAUGGUCAUGGAAUUUUGGAUGACAGUAAUUGGCCAGCCAAAUGACCACUUCACCGUAAUAACUGUUUGAAUAACAAAACAUUAAAAAUAAUGUUUAUCUUUUUUGAUUACACAUUUUCUCCUCUCAUCUGGUCCUGACUGCAUGUGCUGCCAUAGAAAUAGAAUGAAUAGAACAGGCAUCCCCAUUCAUGUCAAUGAUGGCAUAAUGGGUGGACUGCUGUAAAAUGUGUAAAAUAUGUGCUGUGAUUUGUUGAUUCAAUUGAACUGACAUUACAAACAAUACAUUCUAUUGCAUGAGCCACAUCAGUAACAUAAUUUGAAUUAAUAUUCUACAUUAACAUGGAAAUUAUUGCAUCACAAUCCCAGACAGCCAUUGCGAGUGUACCCAUGAGUUUACCAGUCAAAUUGCCAGGGUUAGAGGUUCCAAGCCCUUUCUUUUGAUUCUAUUUAUAUGUGUGCUGCUGCAUUGUGGGGUGCAUUGCCUAGGCAACCGAAGACCCAUUUGCUUGUUCCUGCAAGGCGCAACAAAGCAAAGAUGGUUUAGUAUGAAGACUUUUUGAAACUGCUUCUCCAAUGGAAAUCCCUGAUCACACCUGUAGGUGAUGUCAUGGCGACGUUGGCUAGCUAAGCUUGUGCGCAGAAACAAGUAAUUGGGUCUAACGGUUGCCUAGGCAUGUGCAUGCCGUCAAAUGAAAGGCACUCCUUCGAUAAAGUUGUCUUUGGCUAAAAUGAAAACGUGUCAGUUUGUCACUUUCAUAAGGUUGGAGUAAUAACAUGUUUAGCUACUUAAGACAUUGGCUAGAAUCUAGGUUGUGCGUUUAGAAAUCGAGAAAAUUAACAACUAAGGAAGAAUGUUUCACUUCUCUCAUUGACGUCCCAAACCCUGGUCUGGUCUGCCAAGUCUGCUUCGCAAGAGUCCCCGGAAGUAUCACGAUGUUGGGCCGCUGGGUUUAGAAACUCAGUGAACAAAGUUUCAUCACAUUUUUAAGAGUCCAUGUUAUGGUUUUAGGCUGGGUUUCUGUAUAGCACUUUGUGACAUCUGCUGAUGGAAAAAGGGCUUUAUAAAUACAUUUGAUUGAUUGAUUGAUGGCCGAAACUGACUCAACCGCACAAAGGCCCAGCAGUUUUUUUUAUGGCUAUGACUGUUCUUUUUUUUUCAUGAUUGUCUUCAUCCAUAAACGGUAAUUGUGCCAGCCAUGAGCUUGAGUGCCAGUCUGUUUGUGCUAUCAUGCCAACUCUUGUCAUGCCAUGUUUGGCUUGACAAUGACCGCAGUUGUCAUGAGCGCAAACAGAUCUGACUGGGGCAGUACUCUGACCAUAACUGAUCCUUUUGCUAUUUUCUAUCUUAUCUUAUGUGUAUAGUUGUUGUGAUGUGGUGGCUGUUGUUGUUGGCUUUUAAUGUUUUACCCUGACUUUCCUCCAAAAUCAGUUUCUGUUCCUAGACAGUCUGAUCACGCACACACACACAGACAAUGGGCUAUAAAGUGUUCUUCUCCUUCUAGGAUGGAGACAUCUUGUCUGGAGUUGGCCCUGGAGGGGGAGAGGCAGUGUAAGGUGGGGGAUUACCGUGCCGGGGUCUCCUUCUUUGAGUCGGCGAUCCAGGUUGGCACAGAGGACCUCCAGAUACUCAGCGCCAUCUACAGCCAGCUGGGCAACGCCUACUUCCAUCUGCGGGAGUACAGCAAGGCUCUAGAAUACCACCGCCACGACCUCAACCUCACCAGGUACACAGCACCGCCACAACCUCCACCUCACCAGGUACACACACUUAGCAGGACCUCACACUGACCAGGUACACAGCAGCGCCAUGACUUCUCAAUACCACCACAACCUCACUCUCACCAGGUGCACAGCACCACAUGACAUCACAAUACAGCUACAACCUCACUCUGACCAGGUGCACAGACCCACCAUGACCUCACUCUAACCAGGUACACAGCACCGCCAUGACUUCACUCUGACUAGGUACACAGCACCGCCAUGACCUCACUCUGACCAGGUGCACAGACCCACCAUGACCUCACUCUGACCAGGUACACAGAACCGCCAUGACCUCACUCUAACCAGGUACACAGCACCGCCAUGACUUCACUCUGACUAGGUACACAGCACCGCCAUGACCCUUGGAACCUAAGGUCUGCCUUAAGCCACUGCCUUUAUUCAAGUGAAGACGUCAUAAGACUAGGCAAGUAUGACAGCGAGAGGCUAUGCUGCCCUUAGAAAACUGGUCCAAGGCGAGGUUUGUUAAGCUCUUAAAGGUAAACGUCGGGGAAAAUGAGAGCUGGGAACUGGGGAAGUGACUGCUGAUCUGGAAUCAGUUGGUUGGUUUGGGCAGAAAGCAAGCAAAGCACCCAGGUCACAGUAUCCCAUGGGGAUGAAAACAGUUACCACUUCAAAUGGGAGCAUUACUAGAGUAGAGGGACAAACGCUGAUUUCAAGUAGAGCAGAUUCAAAUUAAAAUGUUCUGGGUCAAGAGAGUGUCUGGCAUGGCACUGUAAAUCGUUGACAUGUCUAAGAUUCUGUGUGGGGAUGUGAUUUCUCUCCAGAACCUGUGGGGAUGAACUUGGAGAAGCAAAAGCCAGUGGUAACCUUGGGAACACUUUGAAGGUUUUGGGACGGUUUGACGAAGCAGUGGUCUGUUGCCAAAGACACUAUGACAUUACCAGAGGGAUGUACGAUAAGGUGAGUACAAGUAAUAUACUGUGAUUGUAAUGAGUAGUAGUCAUCAACCCUGGUCCUGGAGAGCUGAAAGGUGUGCUGAUCUUGGUUCCAGCCCAACACUAAGACAUCUGAUUCAAACGUUCAACCAAAACAUCAAGACCUUGGUUAACUGAGAUUUGGUGCUAGACUGGAACGAAAGCGUGAAUACCCUGGACUCUCCAGGACUAGGGCUGGUGACCACUGGUGGUGGCCAUAACAGGCAGCUUGGUCUUCCACAGCUGAAUAGUUGGGGAACUAGAAUAACUGAGGAAUAGUUAUGUGCUGAUGUUUAGAAUAGGUUGAUGUCCGACCCCUCUGUUUGUGUGCUGGGUAAUGUAUUUUAAGUGUAUAAUUACAACGUUGGUUGUAUUGGUCUGUUCCUGUGCUGGUGGUGCCUGUGUGUGCAUGUAGGUUGGGCAGGCCCGAGCGCUGUAUAAUUUCGGCAACGUUUACCAUGCCAAGGGGAAAAGCAUCUGCUGGACUGGAGCGGAGCCAGGAGAAAUCCCUGAGGAGGCCAAGGUCGCUCUGAACAAAGCCACCGAGUAUUACGAGUGAGUUAAACAGUUGGAUUCUAAAGUGGAAUCUGCUAUUUAAAAUGUGUCAAUAAAUAAAUGUGACUUUUGUUAGUGUGUUACCUUUUUAAUUAUUUUUAUGAUAGUCUGUUGAAAAAUAAGUCAGACAUUUUACAUUAAAUGACAGUCUGUGAUUAAAUUGACUUUGGUAAAUAUGUUACCUUUUUAUAUAUAUUUUUUGUGUGUUUCUGUUUACCAUAGAUUCAACCUUUCCAUUGUGAAGGACUUGGGGGAUCGACCAGCACAGGGGCGGACCUAUGGUAACCUAGGUAACACACACUAUCUGCUCGGAAACUUCCAGCGAGCUGUGGUGGCCCAUGGACAGGUACAUACCCUAACUUAGUGGCAUCAUAGAACCUGACUUGCAUCCAUAAACAGUCAAGGUUAUAGAUUAUAUAGGAUGCGUCCCAAAUGGCACCCUAUUUCCACUAUAUAGGGAAUAGGGUGCCAUUUGGGACGAAGGGAUAGACAUCCCUGUGUAAAUAAUGUUGUAUGGCAUGAUCUCUCUCCCUUAUUAUGUAGAGUGAUUGAGAACCUGUAACCAAUGACCAAUCUGCUUCUUUCUUUAACUUGUUGUAGCGUCUCCUCAUCGCUAAGGAGUUUGGGGACAAGGCGGCUGAGAGGAGGGCCUACUGUAACCUAGGCAAUGCAUACAUCUUCCUGGGCCAGUUUGAAGAGGCGGCUGAACAUUACAAGUGAGUAGUAGAUUACUAGACUCACUUCCUUAGACCAACCAUCAGAGGCCCAGUGCUUUUUCAGACACGCCUGUCUCGUACUCUCUAGUUGGUCCACAUUUGUUUGACAGAUGUUAGCUAACUUUGGUGCAACUUUGGUGGAACGCAUCACUCCUUACUUCUGAGAUGUUUGUUUUUGUUGUACAUUGUCCCUGUCCAAAUUAACUUGAUAAACUUCAUGAAUAAACAUGAGUGAGGGCAGGCAGUGAGAAGAGAAGGAGUUUUAAAGUGAGGUGAAAAUGAUAAGGGAAUAUUGUGUUUUUGGCUGUCUCUGCCCACAGCCGCCUAUAAAUUAGGAACAAGCAAGACCGUUUUUGGUGGUGACCCCUUCUUUUAUUUUUUAUUUUUUAGGGGGUAGAUCAGCUUUAAUAUUGGAGAUAGAUUGUAACGUCCAUCAAUGUGUCUGUCUGCAUCACUUCCAAUCCCCCAUAUAUUUAUUUUGCAUAGAUAUACAUACCUACAUACAUACAUACAAAAAGUUUUGAGAAUGACACAAGUAUUGGUCUUCACAAAGUUCGCUGCUUCAGUGUUAUGAGAUAUUUUUGUCAGAUGUUACUAUGGUAUAGUGAAGUAUAAUUACAAGCAUUCCAUGAAGUUCAUGCAAAGAGUCAAUAUUUGCAGUGUUGACCCUUCUUUUUCAAGACCUCUGCAAUCCGCCCUGGCAUGCUGUCAAUUAACUUCUGGGCCACAUCCUGACUGAUGGCAGCCCAUUCCUGCAUAAUCAAUGCUUGGAGCUCUUGUCCUUCUAGACCUGUCUGCUGCCUUUGAUACUGUGAACCAUCAGAUCCUCCUCUCCACCCUCUCCGAGCUGGGCAUCUCCGGCGCGGCUCACUCCUGGAUUGCGUCCUACCUGACCGGUCGCUCCUACCAAGUGGCGUGGCGAGAAGCUGUCUCCGCACCACGUGCUCUCACCACUGGUGUCCCCCAGGGCUCAGUUCUAGGCCCUCUCCUUUUCUCCCUAUACACCAAGUCACUUGGCUCUGUCAUAUCCUCACAUGGCCUCUCCUAUCAUUGCUACGCUGACGAUAAACAACUAAUCUUCUCCUUUCCCCCUUCUGAUAACCAGGUGGCGAAUCGCAUCUCUGCAUGUCUGGCAGACAUAUCAGUAUGGAUGACGGAUCACCACCUCAAGCUGAACCCUGGCAAGACGGAGCUGCUCUUCCUCCCGGGGAAGGACUGCCCGUUCCAUGAUCUCGCCAUCACGGUUGACAACUCCGUUGUGUCCUCCUCCCAGAGUGCGAAGAGCCUUGGCGUGACCCUGGACAACACCCUGUCGUUCUCCGCUAACAUCAAGGCGGUGACCCGAUCCUGCAGGUUCAUGCUCUACAACAUUCGGAGAGUACGACCCUGCCUUACACAGGAAGCGGCACAGGUCCUAAUCCAGGCACUUGUCAUCUCCCGUCUGGAUUACUGCAACUCGCUGUUGGCUGGGCUCCCUGCCUGUGCCAUUAAACCCCUACAACUCAUCCAGAAUGCCGCAGCCCGUCUGGUGUUCAACCUUCCCAAGUUCUCUCACGUCACCCCCCUCCUCCGCACACUCCACUGGCUUCCAGUUGAAGCUCGCAUCCGUUACAAGACCAUGGUGCUUGCCUAUGGAGCAGUGAGGGGAAUGGCACCUCCGUACCUUCAGGCUCUGAUCAGUCCCUACACCCAAACGAGGGCAUUGCGUUCAUCCACCUCUGGCCUGCUGGCUCCCCUUCCUCUGCGGAAGCAUAGUUCCCGCUCAGCCCAGUCAAAACUGUUCGCUGCUCUGGCACCCCAAUGGUGGAACAAGCUCCCUCACGACGCCAGGACAGCGGAGUCACUCACCACCUUCCGGAGACAUUUGAAACCCCACCUCUUUAAGGAAUACCUGGGAUAGGAUAAAGUAAUCCUUCUAAAAAAAAAAAAAAAUUUGGAAAGUGGUUAUCCCACUAGCUAUAGGGUGAAUGCACCAAUUUGUAAGUCGCUCUGAAUAAGAGCGUCUGCUAAAUGACGUAAAUGUGCCCUUGAGCAAGGCACUUAACCCUAAUUGCUCCUGUAAGUCGCUCUGGAUAAGAGCGUCUGCUAAAUGACUAAAAUGUAAAUGUAAAUGGAGUUUGUCAGAAUUUAUGGGUUUUUGUUUGUCUACCCGCCGCUUGAGGAUCGACCACAAGUUCUCAAUGGGAUUAAGGUCUGGGGAGUUUCCUGGCCAUGGACCCAAAAUGUCCAUGGCCAGGAAUGCAAUCUUACUAGCAGCAAUAUCCUUACCUGUGAAGCCCUUUUUGUGCAAAGCAAUGAUGACGGCACAUGUUUCCUUGCAGGUAACCAUGGUUAACAGAGGAAGAACAAUGAUUUCAAGCACCACCCUCCUUUUAAAGCUUCCAGUCUGUUAUUCUAACUCAAUCAGCAUGACAGAGUGAUCUCCAGCCUUGUCCUCGUCAACACUCACCUGUGUUAACGAGACAAUCACUGACAUGUUGGCAGCUGGUCCAUUUGUGGCAGGGCUGAAAUGCAGUGGAAAUGUUUUUUGGGGAUUAAGUUCAUUUUCAUGGCAAAGAGGGACUUUGCAAUUAAUUGCAAUUCAUCUGAUUACUCUUCAUGACAUUCUGGAGUAUAUGCAAAUUGCCAUCAUCAAAACUGAGGCAGCAGACUUUGCGAAAAUUUGUAUUUGUGUCAUUCUCAAAACUUUUGACCACGACUGUACAUAUAUAUAUCCUUUAAAAAAAAAUAUUUUCCUUUCUUACUUUCCAACCCCACCACCCCUCCCCUAAUUGGAGUAAACUAGUGAACAACAACGCUUAGGCCUCUACUUCCAGCUUAUACAUACUAUAUACAUUUUAUGGACACAGUCAAUUUUACAAUAGUUCUAUUUUGUUUGUUUUUACUCCUGAACUUCUUCAACCCUCAACCUCUCCGAUCAUUUUCAUGAUGUCCAUCCGGUUUGCAUCUAUAUGCCAUAUCUUUCAAACUGUGCUCUUUCACAAAAGUUCUUAACCUAUAACCUAUAUACUUAUUAUGGACACAGUAUGUUUUACAUUAGUUAUUUUGUUGUUAUUAGUUGUUAUUAGUCCCAACCUUCAGCUCCAUUCAACCCCUCCCAUCUAUCUCUUAAUACCAUCCAUAUUGGAUUUCUAUUUGCCAUAUAUUUUCCAACUGUACUGUGAUGUUUCACACAAUUGUAAAUUGAAAAUAAACAGGGGUGACCCCUUCUUCCUCACCCUCUGACCCUUGACCUGUAUGUGCCUCUGCCCUCACCCUCUACCCAGGAGGACUCUGCAGCUGGCCAUGCUGCUGACGGACAAGGCUGUGGAGGCUCAGGCCUGUUAUAGCCUGGGGAACACCUACACACUACAGCAGGACUACCAGAGAGCCAUUGACUACCACCUCAAACACCUCAUCAUCGCACAGGAGCUCAAGGACAGGUACACUAUAUAUACAAAAGUAUGUGGACACCCCUUCAAAUUAGUGUAUUCGGCUAUUUCAGUGACACCUGUUGCUGACAGGUGUAUAAAAUCGAGCAAACAGCCAUGCAAUCUCUAUAGACAAACAUUGGCAGUAGAAUGGCCUUACUGAAGAGCUCAGUGACUUUCAACGUGGCACCGUCAUAUGAUGCCACCUUUCCAACAAGUCAGUUCGUCAAAUUUCUGCCCUGCUAGAGAUGCCCCGAUCAACUGUAAGUGCUGUUAUUGUGAAGUGGAAACGUCUAGGAGCAACUUCUCAGCCACGAAGUGGUAGGCCACACAAGCUCACAGCCCCCUCAGUUGCAACACUCACUACCGAGUUCCAAACUGCCUCUGGAAGCAACGUCAGCACAAGAACUGUUUGUCGGGAGAUUCAUGAAAUGGGUUUCCACGGCCGAGCAGCCGCACAUAAGCCUAAGAUCACCAUGCCAAGCGUCGGCUGGAGUGAUGUAAAGCUCGCCACAUGUAGUGUACACACACACACACACACAGUUCAUCAUCUUUACCCUGGAUGCACAUGCAUUGUUCAACAUGCUCGAAGUGAUCACAGUAGUGAAGUGUACUCUAAAUUCAUUGGGGAUGUCCCUUCUCUCUGUGUUUGUGCAGGGUUGGGGAGGGCAGAGCGUGCUGGAGUUUAGGAAAUGCCCACACAGCCUUGGGGAAUCAUCAGAAGGCCAUUCACUUUGCUGAGAAGCAUCUGGUGAUAUCCAAAGAGGUGCUUGUUUACUGCUACUGGGCAACUUUGUACUCUUCCCGAUCUAAUGCAUGUUAUCAGUACCUGUCAUCUAGUCACAGCGCCUUCUGCUGGACAUCUGAGGAACUACACGGAAAUAACCUGCUCAUUAUUAUCCAAUAAGUCACAACUCUGCGAUAUCCCUAUGGAUAAAAUGAAUGAGGCAAUCUCUUCGGAACUGAUAGGAGGGUCGAUGACAACAACACCUCAACUCUCUAUAUGGGCACAUUCUUUCCUUGCUGUGUUUGAUUUGUGUUCUUCUUAUGUAGCUAGUUCUCCCUUUUCACUUCUCAUCCUGUAUCUGGUCCAGACUGGAGACAAAAAUGGUGAGGCAACAGCCAGGAUGAAUAUGGCAGACCUGAAGUUAGUGCUGGGUCUGGGCCAGAACCCAAGCUCAAGCCUCAACACCAACAACAGCUCUGUUCUGACUGAGAACCACAGGAAGCAGGAUACCUUACCAGGUAAGUCCCUACAGGCCUACCUACCUGUAACAUUAUUAUUAUAAACUAUAUUUAUUGAUUUUAGUUUAAAUAAAAAUGGUCCUGUGUGGCAUAGUUGGUAGAGCAUGGUGCUUCCAACGUCGAUCAUGGGUUUGAUUCCUGCUGGGGCCACCCAUAAGAAAAUGUAUGCACGCACUACUGUAAGUCGCUGUGGAUAAAAGCGUCUGUUAAAUGUCAUGUAUUAUUAUUAUUAUUAUUAUUAUUAUUAUAAAUAACCAUUAUUCCAUUUGUACUCAUUAUUCUGAACCCUACACAAAUCUGUAGUUCAGAGUCAGUCCAGGUGCAAGCCUGGCAAAGUGACACAAAUGACUGUAGAUCCAUAUUGGAGAAAUACCCACUUCUGAUGUUUGUUUUAGGUGUGAAGUCAGAAGGAAGGAGGAACAGUAUGGCGAACUUGGAGCCUAUAGGACUGAGCCCUGAGAAAACUGUAGAAGUGGGUACAAAAAUAUGUACAGUACACAUGCAUAUUAACACUCACAUAGGCUUAGGAUCAGAAAUGUCUCAUCAGUCAUGUUACAAUUGUAUUGAUUUAUUUAAAUGUCGUUUUUAUUGAUUGGUUAUAUAGCAGCAGUGACGUCUCAACUGAACUGCCUAGACACCACUUAUCACCCCCUGUCCUCUGUGUUGUUUAAUCUACUGUCUGCCAUUACCACAGAACUGGGACGAAGACGUAUUCAGGCCUCCUGACCCUAAAUCCAGCAUGGCCAAUGCCUCCUCCAAGCUGUUCUCCAUCAACCGGUUCAGAAGGAAGAAACACAAACACAGCUCUCCUACCAGAGACGGGGUCCUACAGGACACCAGCAACAAGCCCACAGCCCGAGAGAUGGACACACAGGAGUCAGGAGUCAAGGUAGCUUUAACCAUAGUGAUAGGCCUAUACAUAGUGUUUUAAUCAUAGAAAUAUAAAUAAUAGAAUUUGCCUGGCUAUUAUUUUAAAUUCUAUUCCUAUGGCUUCACUAAAGUAGGUCCAUAUUGUGGUAGAUCCAGGCUGUUGUUACAUGCUCAUCUUAGUGAUAGUCUUUCUCAUGUUGGUCGUGACUGAGUCUUUUCUGGUUGUUUUAAUGGGAGUUUUGUUGAUAUUUUCUCCUGUAGAUUGGAGGUUCUGACACUCUGGGUGACGAUGGCUUCUUCGACCUCCUCAGUCGUUUCCAGGGCAGCAGAAUGGACGACCAAAGGUGCUCCUUAUUGGAUGGCGAGAGCCGUCUCUCCGAUCCCUUCUCUCCCUGUACUACCCCGCCCGUAGCCAUGAGGAAAUGUGAGUUAGCCCCGCCUCCCUCUGCAUGCCACACCCACCAAUGUUGCACUUGGUGACCUAAGCGUCAUCCUUGCCUAUCCCUUAUUCUCUUGUCUGGGGGUAGGAGCUCAUGUAUUGGUUAUUUUACUCCUUGUGUUGGUCAUAAUAAAUAAAACAGGUUUGGGAAAAAGGUUGCUUUGGAGAAGUGGAUUUCAGGCUAAACUGAAACUACUCCUUCCUUUCACUCUUUCUGUCAUCACCCCUUCCUCACCUCCCUUUUCCUCUUCCACCUUUUCUAGCUACUUCCGCAUGCGAGGCCAACCCGGAGCCUGGGCAUUUCCUGGAUCUGUGGGCCAGCUCCCAGGGCAGUCAGCUGGACGAGCAGAGAGCCAGCGUGGGCAGCAGCCUCCCCGGUCUACGUCUCAGCACCUCCGAUCAGCCCAUCAGCCCCCACACCAUGCUCAGUCACCUGAUGACCAGUUUUGACCAGCCUCAGGCUGACGACAUCUUCUUUGACAUGCUGGUCAAGUGCCAGGUAAUCAACACAUAGCCUAUUUUAGUUGGCUCACUGACAAAAUGACUUGACUAUUAUUCAGACAAGUCAGCCUAUAUUUGCUUACAUACAGAAUUAGCACCUAUUGUAAAGAUGAUGAAUUGUAACUCAUGUACCAAAUUUAUUGAAAAAGACUAGCAGAAAGAUUACUAAUACUGUUGAUUUAAGAUCACAAUCAGGUCUGUCCCAAUGUGCUUGUGUAGGGUUCAAGACUGAACGACCAGCGGUGUGCAGAAAUUCCCCCUCCCUCCACUAGAGGUCCUACUGUCCCAGACGAGGACUUCUUUAGCCUUAUCCUGCGCUCCCAGGCUAACCGGCUGGACGAGCAGCGGGUCCCACCACCACCACUAAGCUCCGACCCUGACCAGCUUUAGUCUAUUUCUACCUAUCCUCAGUCCAGGCUUGAGCUCAUCUCAGCCCAGAAACCAGCACAUUGAUGAAUUCCUAUACCAAAGCCCUAAUUGAAAAUGGAUCUACCCCCCCACAUUACUCGAGAAUUCAUGGGGUCCUAAUGUACAGACAUCUUAUCCGGGCAGAGAUUUUACAUAAUUGUAUUGAUAUGUUGAUUGGGCUCCUUUCAGCCAUUCUCUGUGUGAAUGACCCAGACGCAAUUUACCCGAUUUGUCAUAGUUAAACUCGUUUUAAUUGCAUUUUUAUUUUGUAUCAUAUAUAAGCUUAUGUUGAUAGAAGAGUUAAGAAAUGGAGUAAAAUAAAUUGUACAGGUCAGCAAUGUUUUAUACUUCCGGUGUAUGCCCACCUUGGGGAAAUAAAGCCUCAUUUUAACAGAAAAUAAAUUGCAUUUCCUUGUCUUAUCCGUGUCCACUCCAAUUCAACCCUUGCUCGUGAUU
Molecule: messenger RNA, 12219 nt
Organism: Coregonus sp. 'balchen'
Lineage: Eukaryota; Metazoa; Chordata; Actinopteri; Salmoniformes; Salmonidae
Source: the annotation of a GenBank genome assembly